Molecule: messenger RNA, 5239 nt
Organism: Cottoperca gobio
Lineage: Eukaryota; Metazoa; Chordata; Actinopteri; Perciformes; Bovichtidae
Product: pleckstrin homology domain-containing family G member 3-like
Exons: 19
Coding region: 223-4401 (1392 amino acids)
Biological process (GO): regulation of establishment of cell polarity
Molecular function (GO): small GTPase binding; guanyl-nucleotide exchange factor activity
Source: RefSeq, a predicted model, not a curated record
CAAAGAUGCAGCAGUGUUUGGGAAGUUAGUUGGAUGUGGUGCAAGCUGCUGACCUGUGCUGGGACGUGUGUGUCUGAGCGGCUUUUAACAUGUGGAAGAAAAACAAACAACCGGAGUAACUUUAAGAUUUUAAUCAAUAACUUGCAGAGAAAGAUUUUUACUGAGGACAAUAGUCGUCGGGAGGAAAGAAGUUGGUGAAUUUGCUCCAGAGGCCUGAGUGCCAUGCCAGAGGGGUCCCAUUCUGCUCUCCACCAGGGCCCAAUGGGGGAAGAAUCUCCUCAGUUGUCCUCGCGCCUCUCCACCAGUGAACAUGACCAGGCGAACGUUGACUUGGGCCCAGACUGUUACAGCCGGCUAUAUGUGGAGCCGCUGGACGGAGAGGGUGAACGUCCAGUGAGCCUGGUGUCCACCCUGUCCUCUGGUUCAUCCCGCGACAGUCACAGCAUUUUCGGGAGCACCGUGGCCCUUCCUUCCUCCACCACUCCGCCCAUACAGAGCGAGGAGGACAUAGACUUGGAGCUGAGCCCAGCCGAAAGCACCGGAGAGCGGGCAAGGGACCGGAGUCCCACCCUCACAAGCUCCAGGGGCCGCUGGCAGGAACGGCUGGAGCCCAGGGUGCUCAGCAACCAGUGGCACAACAACAGGAAGACAACUCGGGAAAUACCUCACUUCCCCGCCUCGCCUGUCGUCACGCACGCCAUGGCGCCCAACCCAAAGCUUACCUAUGUGGACCGUGUUGUCAUGGAGAUCAUUGAGACCGAGCGCAUGUACGUCAAGGACCUGCGCAGCAUCGUGGAGGACUACUUGGCUCACAUUAUCGAUAUGAGUAACCUUCCUAUACGGCCAGAGCAAGUGUGUGCCCUGUUUGGAAACAUAGAGGACAUCUAUGAGUUCAACAGUGAACUGCUGCAGUCCUUAGACAUGUGUGAGAACGACCCUGUGGCCAUUGCGCAAUGCUUUGUAGAUAAGAGAGAAGACUUUGAGAUAUACACUCAGUAUUGCACCAACUAUCCCAACUCAGUGGCAGCGCUGACCGACUGCAUGAGCAGUAAAACGUUGGCCAAGUUCUUCAGGGAGCGACAGGCUGCUCUGAAGCGCUCCCUCCCCUUGGGCUCUUAUCUGCUGAAGCCGGUCCAGAGGAUCCUGAAGUAUCACCUGCUGCUUCAGGAAAUUGUGAAGCACUUUGACUCAGACGAGGAGGGCUAUGAGGUCGUUCAGGAGGCCAUAGACACCAUGACCGGAGUGGCCUGGUACAUCAACGAUAUGAAGAGGAAACACGAACACGCCAUCAGAGUGCAGGAGAUACAGUCUCUUCUGAUUAACUGGAAGGGUCCUGACCUCACCACCUAUGGAGAGCUGGUGCUGGAGGGAACCUUUCAUGUCCUGCGGGCGAAGAACACCCGUACACUCUUCCUCUUUGAAAGGAUGCUCCUUAUUACCAAGAAAAGAGGGGAACACUACGUGUACAAGAUCCACAUCUCGUGCUCCACCCUGAUGCUACUGGACAGUGCCAAGGAUCCUCUGCUCUUCAGUGUCAUCCAUUUCAAGCAUCCCAAGCAACCCCACACAGUGCAGGCCAAGUCAGUAGAGGAGAAGCGUCUCUGGGCCCAUCACAUUAAGAGGCUCAUUCUUGAGAACCACAACACGAUCAUCCCCCAGAAGGCAAAAGAAGCCAUCCUGGACAAUUCCAACUAUCCAGGGAAGUACCACUAUAGUCCCGAGAGGCUGAAGAAGUCCUGCCAAGAUGACGACUUCCAUCUUGGAGGGCGAAAUGGGAGAAGGAGAUCAGAGCCUGCAAAACAAAUCAUAAGGACCACAAAAGCGGUUUUGAAGCAUGCAGACAGUGAAGGUGCACUGCUGGGGGAGAGGUGCUCCCUUCAGCCAGCCACUAGUGUCAGUACGCUGGCCUCCAGUGUAGGCGAGCCCCGGGCUGAGAGGUCAUGUGUGGAGGAUCUAAUUCCCAGAAGGGACUCUCUGGAGCAGCUAAGUCCUACUGACACUGAUCCAAAACUGGGCUCUCUGGAGUUCAAGAAGGCAGAGGAGGAGGAGGAGGAAAGUUACAAGGAAGAUGUACUGAUGGGAGACGACCAGGUAGCCGACUUUGCCAGCUCAGUGCUGGCAGCCAUCUCCUGCUGGCACUAUAGAGCCAGGGCUUUGCUUUCUACUCACUUCACAACGGAUGAUCAGAUCAAAGAUACGGCUGAACUGAAAACUGCACAGAGAGAGGAGGUAGAAACUCACAGGCAGGAGGAAAAACAUGUGGAUGUAGCUGUGAAAGAAACUCUCACCACACAGGUCAAUGUGGAGGAGCUAUGUCCACUAGAUCCUGACCCUCAUGCGAAGAAGAGUGAUCAGACGGAGCUACAUUACUCUCAGCGCCCUAAAUCCCACGUCUACCCACACUCGCAACAAGAAGCCGACGCACCAGAACCUCAAGAUACCUCUAGAGAAACUGCAGAGGAAGAAGAAGGAGAGAGUGAUUCCUCCAUUCUCCAAGUGGAGGAGACGAGCGUACUGACGAACGGGGAGCUGUCGGAGGAGGAAGAAGAGGCGCUUUCAGACAAUAAAAGCAUUCUACCUUCCUCUGUGUUGGACCAGGCAAGCGUGAUAGCUGAGCGCUUCAUCAGCAGCCUGUCCAGGCCGAGCAGCCUGGUUUCAGAGGACUUGGGUUCCCUCGCUUGCCCCUCACCCUCGAUAGAUAGUGACAUCUUUAAAAGCCCCUCAGCUUGCAUGGACUUAGAGCAACAGACCCAAAUGUUGGCCAGCUCUUCCCCAGAGCAACAUGUGACCUCAGAGGGUUAUCUGUUGACGCCUGUAGACAAUCCCGCACUGAACACCCUCAUUGAAGGGGAACUCUGGUCAACUCUCUCCAAACAAGAUCGCCUCCUCAUCCACAAGAUCAGAAAAUACUACGAGCACGCUGAGCACCAAGACGCUAACUUUAGCAUCAAGCGCAGGGAGAGUCUCUCCUAUAUACCAGCAGGUCUGGUUCGGCACCUGAGCCGACAGCUCAACAGUAUUCCUCAGGAGCAGGACGCCCCAGCCCACAGGAAGGGCCUCUCUCGGCACCGGCCCACUUCCUGGUCUGUGUUUGACUUGCCUGGCUUGGAAAAGAGUCGAAACGCUGGCACUCAUCAAAAGACUGAACCACGGAGAGCAGUGGGAGCCAAGGCUAGAUCUCAGAGCAUCACGGAUACCUCUACCACAGAAGAAGAGUUCAGACCUUCAUCAGAAAUGCACAAGGUUUGGCUGGAGAUGGAGGAGGAGAGCGAGGAAGUCCUGCAGAUUGCAGAGGAGACACUUGAUGACUCAACAUUAGAAGCGCCGCAGGAUAUCAGCGCAGACACUUCAGAUGGUAAAAUACGUAAACAACCAUCUCUGAUUUUAGAAGAGUCUGAAAUAAGCACCGCCUCAGAUCUCUCCUCCAGCUCAUCUCCCACCACAACCGUUCCAGCGGUGGAGGGGAGAUCCAGUCAGGACUCUACAUCUCAAGACAAGAGCCACGUCAGCCAAGGCCAACAAACCAAGAUCACUAGCUUCCGAGCAAGUCUGGACGAGGACCAGAUCCUGCAGGACAUGGGAAAGAUGAAAAACAAGGUGUUCCAGCUGGCACGUCAAUACAGUCAGCGCAUCAAAAGUAACAGACCAAUGGUCUGGCAGAGGAACCGAGAAAGAGCGAAUCAACAGGGCUUCAAGAGUAUGCCUGCAGUUUACGAAGAGAAGAUGCAACUGAGGAAAAAGGGUAAACCCAACCUGAGAUUGCCCUUGAACACUUGCAAUCAGGCGGUCAUCCAUGAAGAGCGUUCGCCAAGCCCGGUGCAGACCUCCAGCUCUGAAGCGAGCACAGUUACCUGCCCACAAAGCCCGCCGCCAGAGGCCAACACCUUCCACUGGCCUGACGUACAGGAGCUGCGCACCAAAUACACAGACACCUCCCACUCCUCAAAAGUAACCAGUAGCUGCACGGCCCUAAACGGGAUGCUCGAGUGCUGUACAGACGGGUGUAACGGCUGCUCACACAACUACAAUAGCUCCUCCGACCUUCACAGAGCUCCGACGGACUGUCCGAGCACACAGUCUGAGACAGUAUACACAGACAGGUGUGCUGUGGUAGAGGACUGGGCCCAGCCCCUGCUGUGCAGGUGGAGCUCCUUGGACCACAUGCUCGGGUCUCUUCCUCUCCAUGAAGUACAGAACCUUCAGGACCCUGUAAGGGCCUGCUACACAACCAGUCAGGUGUCUCUGAUAACUAGAGACACUGGCAGAGACGGGGACAACGCUCUCCAGGAGGGCCUGGACUGUGCCACCAAGUCCGCUGCCCCGGGUUCAGGAAAAAUGACAGAAAGUAAUCUCGUGAAAAGCUUACGAGAGAAGUUCCAGAGCUUAACCACGAGCUCAUGAACAUGUGAAUUAUGUACCUUUUUUAUUAUCAGGGACAAGUGAAAACAUUAUCUGUCUAAUGCUUCCCAACGUCACUUUUUCCUCAAUUUUUUCACCAAAAGAAUGCAACUUGUCUGCACAUUGUUUUCAGUAUAGGACACGGGGGGGGGGGGGGGGGUGAUGUCGGCACCAGGGAAACUUAAAGGGAUAUUAUUGGUCUUUGGUGGGAGCCACGAGGAAAGCAUAUUGUCUUUUAAAAAGGUAUUUUGCAAUAUUUGUACAUACGAGUAUCUGUCUGCACUGUACAAAACAAGUUUAUGUAAAAAUGUGUAUAUAGUUCCCCGUAUCAAUUGAAGAUUAGGUUCUACUUUUUUUAUUAUUAUUAUUAUUAUUAUUAUAUGCAUCUGUUGAUGAUUAUUGCUAUAAGCACUAUAGCACUAUUAUCAAUUAACAUGUAAACUGUCAGCUGCAGUUUCAGGGGAAAGCAAAAAGGAGCUAAAGUGUGAUUGACAAGAGAGCUGUGCUGUUAGCAAAGUCUCUGAGCGUACACCAAAGAGGGUUUCCUUUUGACAUUUGUUGACUUUUUAAUGCCUGUGGUCACAGCAGUGAUUUGCCUCCACGUUAACUGUAGCUGCUUCUAAAACUGUUCGAACAUAAUGUUUCACUGGAGCUUUUAUUUUUCUCAAUAAGUUGUAUAUUUUCUCUAAUGUUAUUUAUGAAGCUGUAUAUGUGGGAGAGAUUGGCCUCAUGUAAAUACUGACCCAUAGCAACCCUUGUUACUUUUCCAUUCCAGAAAAUAUAUUGUUUCAUACUUGAAUUUUCCCAUAUUUUCAAUAAAAACAGGAAUUGUAAGUUUUCA